UCAUUUUUGUGGUCCACCAAACUUACUCUAAAAUAUUUAUAGUGUGCGUGCGUGGGUCAGUCUAAAUUAUAUUCUCCACCUCCUCCCCAGAUUAACAGCAAGGGUGAUAUAAUUGCUGAACAAAUAGCUUAUAAAUCGAUAACUGAAGUGAUCUGAAAUGGAGUUGUCGUUUCUGUCGAUCACAUUGCCAUCAUUACCAUCAAUCUCCCUCAUCAUAGAGUCUAUACCAACUAUAUCGUCAUUACCAUCACCAACUACUUCAUUGGCUGAUUCAAUCAUAACUACAUCCAUAUCAUCAUCAUUAUCAUCUACAAAUGUCCUACCGUCAGCUCGUGAAUACACUUCAUUGCCAUUCCUAAGUGCAUUCAUCUGGUUUUGUCUGUGGUUAUUCUUUAAAAUCAUGAAUUUGAUUGUUCUUUAUAUCCCCAGUAAGAUCUUAAAACUUCUAUCCACUGAUUUUGAAAUCACUUUAAAUCUUUCCACUAUAUUAUUAUCCUUAACUUUGAUCUUAGGGGUGGGGUUCUUGAUUGUGAGGUAUAAGUACUUAUCUGGUUAUUCAGAAGAUAUCAAGGGGGAAACUAAUAAAUUAAAAAAUGUAUCAUCUGGAGGACCUAAAUUGAAAAACUCCAAAUCAAAUAUUGAUCUCUUUGAUAAUCAAAAGAAAAAGUUCAAAAAGUCAACUUCAAAUUACUUAGAUGAAUUCUUAAGUGCUAUUAAAGUAUUUGGAUAUUUAGAAAAAUCAGUGUUUCAUGAAUUAACUAAAAAUAUGACAACUCAAAAAUUAUCUCAUGAUGAGAUCUUAUACCUUGAUGAAAAACUUGGAUUUUCAAUUGUGGUAGAAGGGGUCAUUCAAGUGUACACUAGAAUUACAAAUGAAACAUCAUUACCCAUCGAUGCUGAUGAUGAUGAUGGUGAUGUGAAUUAUGAGAAGGGAGAUAUGUUGAUAUUAGGUAAUCAACGGUAUCAGUUAUUAAAUGAAGUUAAAAGUGGAUCUCCAUUAAGUUCAUUGAUAAGUACUUUGGAUUUAUUUAAACCGAUUUAUUAUGAAGAUGAAUUAUCAUCGAAUUUAACUAAUUAUAAUAUAUCCACUGAUUCAUUCUCCACCUCUAAAAAUAUGCAUUCAAAUCCAUUGGAUCCAAAUGUAUCACCAUUUGAUAAUAUCAUGAAUGAUUCAACCACCGCAGCUGAUUCAUCUCCUCGUGUGCCUCAUAUUCAUAAUGGAUCGGAGUAUCCUGAAAUAGUAGCCCGACCAAAACCAAUUCAACAUCAACAUCAUCAUACAAAACAAGGUCGUCAUCAUCAUCGUCGUCAUACUCAUGAACCACAAGGAGCAACCAUUGCUAUCAUUCCAUACCUGGCGUUCCAACGUUUACAAUCAAAAUAUCCUAAAGCUACUUCUCAUAUGGUCACUAUGGUACUUACUCGAUUAUAUAAAGUUACCAUGAAUACGAUUCAUAAUUAUCUUGGAUUAACGAAAGAAAUCAUCGAGAGUGAAAUAAGAUUAAAUGAUAUAAAAAGUACCCCCACAGCAAACUUACCCCGGUAUCUUUAUGAUGGGUUACUUGAUAAAAUGUAUAACAAAGGUAAUGUCACUUCAUCGAAUAAUACGAGUAAUGAUACCAGCAAUGAUCAUGAAUUAGAUAUUCCAGAAUCGAUUUCAGAACAUCUUUCUCAUCCUGCGAUUCCACAUAAACUGCAUUUUUCAAAUGGUUCUUCUUCACGUUACGUCGUACUUGAUUCACGUUUGAAAUCAACUCAUCCCGGUGAUUUACUUUCAUCAGUUCCAUUAUCUCGUAAAUCGGAAUAUUAUCAAACUCAUAGUGGUGAAAACCCACCCCCUCCAACUUUAACACCAUCUGAAAGUAGGAAAAAUGUUAGAGUUGCAUCUACCAGUGCUGUUACUAUCGCUUCAUUAACUCCAGAUACGUCAACUAUCAAGGGAAGUACAUCAUCCAAAUUAAAAUUAGAAGGAUUUUCUGAUGAUUAUUCAGAAGAAACCGAAGAAAAAUCAUUACGGAUUGCCAUUAUUGAAAAUAUGUUUAAAUUAUUAGGUAUUAGUGAACAAUCCACUCUUUUAUUUUCCAAAAUUAAUGAUCUCAAUUCGGGUCAAACUUCUCGAUCAUCUUCGAUCGUAGGGUUAUCAAAUCUCAUGCAUCAUCAUAAUGGAAGUAGUCAAGGAAGUUCAUAUGGUGGUAAUGUCGGCAACACACCAUCAAGUCGUUAUUAUGAUCCCUUAACUGGCAGAUUCAGAUUUGAUACCUUAUCAAAUUAUUCAUCAAGCCCAAUCAGUGGAAAUUCAACUCCAAUCAAAGUUUAUAAUACCUUGAAUCAAUCUCAAUUAAUGAAAAUGAAUGAUAGUAGCGCUACAGAAUUAAGUGUUAAUUUUAAUCGUAAAAGCGUUAAUGGUUCAAAUUCAAGUCAUGGAAAUGAAACUAAUUUAAAUACAGUCAAACAUGAAUUUUCAAAAGUAUUACAUAUCAAAUAUUAUGGUCCUAAUACUACGAUUGUUGAACAAGGAUAUUUCAAUUCAGGGUUAUUCUAUGUGAUUGAUGGAUCUUUAGAUAUAUUGUAUAGCCCAAAGAAGACAUCUGAUUUUAGUGCUCAUAAUUCCCAAUCAACUACUAAGAAAUUAUACACUGUCAAGCCGGGUGGAUUAGCUGGCUAUUUAACUUCGAUUGUGGGGUUCAGAUCAUUAGUAUCUAUAAGAACAUCUCGUAAUAAAGGUGCUAUCGUGGCGCAUAUUUCUAAAUCUGAUUAUUCAAAAUUAAUGGAUCAAUUUUAUUUCUUACAAUUACCUGUGGCUACGAAAUUAAAGACAUUAUUAUCGAAACAAAUCUUAACGAUUGAUUAUGCCUUAGAAUGGUGUCAUAUCCCCGCCGGGAAUGUACUUUGUUCCCAAGGUGAUUUAGCUAAUGGAUUCCAUAUUGUUUUAAGUGGUAGAUUUAGAGCCUUGAGGAAUAAUAAAUUUGAACCACGAUUAUCACAUAAUGAAGAUGAGGAAUUCGAUGUCGAAGUUGAUGAAGAUGAUGAUGAAGAUUCAGAUAAUCAUGAUAAUUUAAAUGAUGAAUCCAAUAAUACAAGAGUGAGUAAUGAUGAUGUUGAAGUGUUAGGUGAAUAUGGUCAUGCUGAAGCUAUAGGUGAAGUUGAAGUUUUAACGGCUUCAAGAAGAACUAAUUCAAUUAUUGCCGUUAGAGAUUCUGAAACAGCUAGAAUUCCAAGAACUUUAUUUGAAUUACUUUCAUUACAAGAUCCAUCCGUCAUGAUUAAAGUAUCAAGAGUGGUUGCUAAUAAAGCUUUGAGUAAAGUCAAUGCCCUCUAUCAACUACUGCCUGGUGGUAGAUCAGGUUCAAUUUCUUCAUCUACUGUUCCUCAUAUCUCCAAUGAAUAUAAAACUAUUACAAUCCUUCCUACUGUUGUUGGUUUACCAGUUCGUGAAUUUGCCGAUAAGUUAGUUCAUGCCCUUAAAGCAAUUGGCCGUAGAGUGAUUUCGUUAGAUCAAGCUUCUACUUUAACUCAUUUAGGAAGACAUGCAUUUGAUGAAAGAUUAGCUCAAUUGAAAUUAUCCGGUUAUUUCGCAUACUUGGAAGAAGAAUACGAAACUAUUGUUUAUGUUUGUGAUACACCUUUAAAAUCAAAUUGGACUUCAACUUGUAUUUCUCAAGGAGAUUGUAUUUUAUUAUUAGCUGAUGCUGACGAUGAUGUGGUUGCCACUGGAGUUGGUGAUUAUGAACGUUUAUUAAUGAAACUUAAAACAACUGCCAGAACCGACUUAUGUUUAAUGCAUCCUGAGAAAUAUGUUGAACCUGGAUCUACCAGUAUUUGGUUGAAGAAUAGAUUAUGGGUUCAAGGUCAUCAUCAUAUCCAUAUGCAAGUAUCGAAAGUAAGUGUCAAGGAAAGAGGAACUAAACGUGCUAACAUAAUCAGUGAUUUGGCGGCUAAAAUAAGUAGUAAAACUAAUCCAAGUAUAAAAUUAAGUUUUGAAAAUGUUAAGACAAGAGCGUUUUCAUCAUUUGUCAAAUUGAAUACCGCAUUUUAUCGUGAUGACAAUAAGGUUGUUCAAAGUCAUAAGAAUGAUUUCUUAAGAUUAGCUAGAAUCUUAUCGAAUGAAGGGGUUGGUUUAGUUUUAGGAGGAGGUGGAUCUCGUGGUAUUUCUCAUGUUGGAGUUGUAACUGCUUUAGAAAGACAUGGUAUCCCGAUUGAUUUAAUUGGUGGAACUUCGAUUGGAUCAUUUGUUGGAGGUUUAUAUGCUAAGGAAUAUAAUAUUGUUUCAAUUUAUGGAUGGUCAAAGAAAUUCUCUAAAAGAGUGGCGUCACUUUGGAGAUCUGCUUUGGAUCUAACUUAUCCUGUUACAUCUUAUAUAACUGGUUAUGAAUUCAAUAGAGGGAUUUGGAAAGUAUUUGGGUUUACUGAAAUUGAAGAUUUUUGGAUCAAAUACUAUUGUAAUUCAACCAAUCUUACUAAUUCCACCAUGGAUAUUCACGAAACAGGAUACCUGUGGAGAUUCAUUAGAGCUUCGAUGUCAUUAGCUGGUCUUUUACCUCCAAUCGCAUAUAAUGGAUGUAUGUUAAUGGACGGAGGGUACCUUGAUAAUUUACCUGUCCUGGAAAUGAAGAAAAAAGGAGCCAAAUAUAUUAUUGCAGUUGAUGUAGGUUCGGUGGAUGAUAAGUCACCCAUGACUUAUGGUGAUACCUUAUCUGGAUUCUGGGUUUUAUUCAAUAGAUGGAAUCCAUUUUCAAAACAUCCAAAUGUUCCAACCAUGACAGAUAUCCAAUUACGUUUAGCAUAUGUUGCCAGUGUUAAUGCUUUAGAACUUGCUAAAAAGACACCAGGAGUGAUCUAUUUAAGACCUCCUAUUGAAGAUUAUGCCACUUUAGAUUUUGCUAAAUUUGAUGAGAUUUAUCAUGUUGGGUUAGAUUAUGCCGACAAACUCUUUACCAACUUGGAAAAAACAGGCAAAUUACCGCCUAUAGCAGGUAUGGUGAGUAAAGACAAAACAGAGAAUGGAGAACAAAGUAGAACAUUAUAUAGACGUAACUCUAUUUAGAAAAGUAACGAAGAAAGCAUCGUAUAAUAUAAAAUAUCAUUUUCAGUAUCACCAAAUAAUUUUGCACUCUUUUUUUUUUGCACUCUUUGGAUCAUCACAAUAUCAAUACAUGAAAAAAAAUAAAUAUAUCAUUAAACGAAAUGAACUUACU
Scheffersomyces coipomensis is the source of this 5195-nucleotide messenger RNA. RefSeq names its product lysophospholipase. Gene Ontology annotation, cellular component: endoplasmic reticulum. NCBI's taxonomy places the organism in Eukaryota, Fungi, Ascomycota, Pichiomycetes, Serinales, Debaryomycetaceae. Gene Ontology annotation, biological process: lipid metabolic process. Gene Ontology annotation, molecular function: phosphatidylcholine lysophospholipase A1 activity. The coding region runs from base 158 to 5044 and encodes 1628 amino acids. The transcript has a single exon. The record is from RefSeq and is a predicted model, not a curated record.